Sarcophilus harrisii (Tasmanian devil) is the source of this 4745-nucleotide messenger RNA. It is a transcript of the gene KBTBD7, whose product is annotated as kelch repeat and BTB domain containing 7. The record is from RefSeq and is a predicted model, not a curated record. The transcript is spliced from 2 exons. Bases 1 to 2190 code for a protein of 729 amino acids. Gene Ontology annotation, molecular function: protein binding. NCBI's taxonomy places the organism in Eukaryota, Metazoa, Chordata, Mammalia, Dasyuromorphia, Dasyuridae.
AUGCCUUGCGCCUCCCAGAGGCACCUGGGAACUGUAGUCUCCCGGGGGCCGCCCCCGUCACCAGGACAGCAGCUGCAGCUUUCUCUGCCCGCUGCUGCCGAGAAACCCCGGCCCCGGCCCGGCGCCCGCGCCUCCGCCACCGCCACCACGCAGUCCCGGGAAGAGCCUCCACGCCCCCGCCGCCUGCCCAACCCCCGGGGGGGAAGGCGGCCCAGGAAGAUGGCCGGACCUUCGGUCUCGUCCUUCUUCUCCGGACCCGAGGAGCUGGAGGACACGGCCCACGCCCCGGCCCUGCUGGCCCAGCUCAAGUCUUUCUAUGAUGCCCGGCUGCUGUGCGAUGUAACUAUCGAGGUGGCGGCUCCCGGCGGGGGGCCUGGCGCGGGCCGGCUUUUCGCGUGCAAUCGCAACGUGCUGGCAGCCGCGUGCCCCUACUUCAAGAGCAUGUUCACGGGGGGUCUGUUCGAGAGCCAGCAGCCCCGCGUGACCAUGCACGACGUGGACGCCGAGUCGCUGGCGCUGCUGCUGGACUACUGCUACACGGGCCGCGUGUCGGUGAGCGAGACCAACGUGCAGCGGCUCUACGCCGCCGCCGACAUGCUGCAGCUGGAGUACGUGCGCGAGGCCUGCGCCGCCUUCCUCGCCCGCCGCCUGGACGUGGCCAACUGCGCCUCCAUCCUCAAGUUCGCCGACGCCUUCGACCACCCGCAGCUGCGCGCCAAGGCUCUGGCCUUUGUGGCCCGUAACUUCUCCCAGCUCAGCGGGGCGCCUCGCCCCGGGGGGGAGGAGUCCCUGGCCGAGCUGAGCCUGGCCCAGCUGCAGGAGGUGCUGCGCCUGGACAGCCUGGACGUGGACAGCGAGCGCGUCGUGUGCGCCGUGGCCGUGCAGUGGCUGGAGGCCUCCCCGCUGGAGCGCGGCCCCAGCGCCCCCGACGUGCUCCGCUGCGUGCGCUGGCUCCACUUUGGGGACCGGGACAGGGCCUACCUGGAAGGCCUGCGCGCCAAGCCCUUCAUCAAGCGCUACUGCCCCGGGCUCAUCGAGGCCGCCCUGCGCACUCGCUAUGGGGACGCGAUGCUCAAGACCCCCCAGGCCGCCCUGCCGGCCCCCGGCGGCCCCGCCGGCCCCGCGGCGGAGAGCCCGGCCCGCAGGAUAGGCAUGAUGGCCAAGGAGAUGGUCAUCUUCUUCGGCCACCCCAAGGACCCCUUCCUGUGUUACGACCCGUACUCGGGGGACAUCUACACCAUGCCGUCGCCUCUGACCAGCCUGGCCCACAGCAAGACCAUCACUUCCUCCGCCGUCUGCGUGUCCCCGGACAACGACAUCUACCUGGCCGCCCAGCCCAAGAAGCAGCUCUGGGUCUACAACCCCGCGCAGAACAGCUGGCAGCAGCUGGCCGACCGCCUGAUGUGCAGAGAGGGCAUGGACCUGGCCUACCUCAACGGCUACAUUUACAUCCUGGGAGGCCGCGACCCCGUGACCGGAGUGAAACUGAAGGAGGUGGAGUGCUACAGUAUCCAGAGGAACCAGUGGGUUCUGGUGGCCCCCGUGCCGCACUCCUUCUAUUCCUUUGAAUUAAUCAUGGUCCACGACUAUCUCUAUGCUGUCAAUAACAAACGGAUGCUUUGCUACGACCCCAGCCGCAACCAGUGGCUCAACUGCGCCUCGCUCAAGCGCAGUGAUUUCCAGGAGGCUUGCGUCUUCAACGAGGAGAUCUACUGCAUCUGCGACAUCCCGGUCAUGAAGGUCUACAACCCGGCCCGCGGCGAGUGGCGGCGCAUCAGCAACAUCCCCUUGGACGCGGACACCCACAACUACCAGAUCGUGCGGCACGGGCAGAAGCUGCUGCUCAUCACCUCCACCACCCCGCAGUGGAAGAAGAACAGGGUCACCGUGCACGAAUACGAGCCCAGUGACGACCGCUGGAUUAACAUAGGGACUAUGCUGGGACUUUUGCAGUAUGACUCGGGCUUCAUCUGCCUUUCUGCCCGGGUCUACCCCUCUUGUCUCGAGCCUGGACAGAGUUUCAUCACGGAGGAAGACGAUGUUCGCAGUGAAUCCAGCGCCGACUGGGACUUAGAGGGACUCAGUGAACUGGACUCGGAGUCAGGAAGUUCCAGUUCCUUCUCAGAAGAUGAAGUCUGGGUACAAGUGGCACCCAGAGGGAACGCAUUUAUGCAGCAGGGCUCAUUUUAAAGAUCUUGAUUGGGGAAGAAUAGUUUAUUGGUAUGGAAUGUAUUUUAGUAGUUCACCCACUCAUCCACCCACCCACCAUUUUUCUUUCCCUCUACCACCCAAUUACAAAACAAGUUGAAACAGCUGAUUUGGUUUAGUAGGGGACAGUGUUUGGAAAUAUUAAUGUAUUGUAUUAUUACAAGAUUUAAGCAUAAAUAUUUAAAAAGAAAACAUUACAGAUCAAAGAAAUGCAACCUAUUUACUAAUUUACUGUGCUAAAGAAAGAAGUCCAGGGUUUACCUUUAAUUGUAAAAUGCUAUGCAAAAUAAGCUAGAUGGUAAGAUAACAAGGCUCUGUUUUCUCAGUAUUUAAUCAUCCGCUGUGCUAACGGAUUGAUUUCAUUUUUGUUAGUAUGUUGAUGCUUUGAUAAGCCUGAAGAAUUUAGCUUGCUAUUCAUUUUAAAACUGUGAAUUGCCAUAAGCAUUGUAACAUUUGAAAGACUAGAUUGUGAUUUGAUAUUAGGAACCUGGUGGAAAUAGGAUUGUUGGAAAGAAUGUUUAAAGGUAUACUUUUUCUUUCAGAUAAUGAAAAUAGUGGAUUAUCCAAAGUACCAAUGUAAUUUUUUUUCUUAUUAUAUUUUAAAGUAAAAUGCAUUAUUUGAAAUCUUAGAUAAAUUCCCAAAAUGUAGGCUACAAAAAGGUGAUUUUAUUUGCCACAAAAUUUAGAAUAGACCUCUUAGUAGCCUAAAGAAAAAAAUCAGGACUCCACUAUUUGAAAAGCAAUUUGAGGAUCAGUUGUGAAAUGUGAAAGUUUGUGAAUUUGCCAAAUGAUACUUGCCUUCUUUAAAAUGACAUUCCUUUCCAUUAAUGUCAAGAAAUCAUUAAAAACCUUCCUAAACCAAAAAUUAAUUUGCCUUGUAAAACCUUGAUAUUUUGAACUAUAUGCUAUACAUAUAUAUUAUAUAUAUAUUCGAAUCAUAGCAACAACUUUUUCACAAGACAAUAGUUAGGGUAUUUUGAAUUUUAUUGCAGUGGUCAUUCCUUGAAUUACCAUAAACCUUAUAUACUUCCCUAAGAAACUUUGGAUAUAAAAUUCUGGUGAUGGUUUUAGAAAGCUUUUCAGUGGAAGAUGGAUUGUUACUUUAUGGUUAAUGUCAGAAUAUUGAAUGUGAAAGUGUGUAUAAGCUAAGUAUUUUAUUGAAUUUAGUAGUAAUUGUGACUAUUGACUAUAACAUCAAGUGCCAGCAAAUAUGAACAUUUUAAAAAAAAAAUGCUGUGUAUAAGGCCUGUUUUCGUGUAGCAUUGAGAAAAAUACUCUUACCAGGUUUGUAAAAACACUAUAAAAGUUCUUGAUUAUCAGCUAGGAGCUAUUUUUCUAUUAAAAGUUGACAAUUUAAGAACACAAACUGGAUGAUGGAGUUUUUUUGGUUUUUUUUUUUUUUUUUGGACCCAUGUUUUUCCUUUUAAGUAUUUACUUGCAGACCUUAAAGGUUUAACCUCCAAAAGAUUACAUGUUUUGAUUUUUUUUUUAGGGUAUGUAGACCUGUUUUAUGUUAAUUCUGUGAACCAUCCACCCUUUUUUUUAUUCUUUUAUUCUUCUGGAAAGAAUAAGAGAAACCCCAAAAGAUAGAUUUCUUUCUGAAUUGUAAGAGACUCCUUUUCUGAAUAGACCUAAGUGUAGUUGCUACUUAUAUUCUAAAGGCUUUUCUGUAAUUUAAUUGAAAGAACAUUUUAAGUAAUAUAAAUUAUACGUAGAAUAAAUGUUUUUUAUAUAUAAUUAUCCUCUUUUCAAAAUUACUGUAGAAUUUUACAUAGGGGGUCUUUGGUUACUCAUUCUUAUUUAUGCAGUCUGCCAGAGGCAAGAACUCACUAUAGACUUUUGCCUUGGUCAUGGACCCCAUCUGGGGCUCUUAACCAUUCUUGCAUCUUGGACCUCUUUAACAGUGUAAUGAAACUUAAGACCUCUUUUUAAAUGCAUAAAAAAAUCUAUAGGAUUGCAAAAAAAAACAAAAAAAAAAAAACAAUUAUAUUAAAAUAGAGUCAACAGAAUAAUUUUUUUUUAAAAACCACUUUAAAAACUUCUGCAUCUUAAAUGAAAUUUGAAAUCUUUACAUCUUUAUGAAAAGUCAUUUUACAAGGGCUUAUUUGAAAAUAAUCUGUAGUCAAAGGAGAUUUUUGUUAUAACAGUAUAGCUACAGAAGACUUUCUGCAAUUGUGCCUCACUCAGAUCCAGUUCCCCUCUCAAGUCUUCUUCAAGAACUAAGGACAAACAAAUAAGCUCUUAUUUGUUAAGUCUGCCACUGAAUUACAGGAAAUGAUUUUUCAACUGUGUAAGCAUAUUUUUGGCAAGAGAUUUGCUUCCAGCCAGGUCUAGCCUUUUGUUUUGAAUGUUGAAACAAAAUUAAAAUGGCAAUAUAAUCAAAAGAUAGUGAUUAUGACCAGAACUAUGUGUACCCAACUUAAAUAGUUAUUUGCAAGGAUAAAUAAGCAAUUGUAUAAGCUUUUGGAGGAAAACCCUUUCAAAAAUGGCAAUACCCACCAUUAAAAAAAAAAAAUUUUUUUUAAAUGAAACCCUUU